AUGACUGGUCGUGCUGCCACGCGUGGUCGCGGCCGUGGCCGUGGCAACCCUCCGAAGCAGACCCCGUCUACUCAGAGCAAACCACCAGCGGCCCGUCGGCCGGCCACACGACGCAUCUGCGACUAUUGCAGCAGCGAUCCCUCCGGACAGAUCCGACACGAGCAACAACCGUGCGACUGGACCGAUGGGAAAUACCCGCUCGAGUGCAGUAACUGCGCCGACCACCGUGCGCUGCACCCCAUCCAGGCGGCCGGGCACGUUUGCCAGGUACUGCGCAAGCCGCUCCUCUACCGCAAGUACUCCCGGUACCACCCGGCGCGCUACGACCAGGCCCUCAGCCCCCUCAACGGGCAGCCUACGAGCACCGGUCUCUGCUGCGUCAAGUGCGCCGCCGACGAUAAGACGGCCGGUUGCGACGUGGACCCGAUCCUCGGGUACCAGUGCUCGCGGUGCAAAGCCGACGACAUGUGCCAGCUGAGCGACGGUCGCUUGAUGGAUAACAAGCCGAAUCUGCGACAGGGCGUCGUCAGAUGGUUCCGGCACGCGUGUGACUCGUGCGCACAGCUCGCUGCCGCGCGCCGCGUAGAGCAGAGGGACCAGUGCUCGUGGCUCGCAGACCACACAGUCUGGAACCAGGCUUGCGACCGCUGUCGCAGUAACAAUCUCGUCUGCAUUGGAUCCUCCAUCGUGGCAGCUAUGCCAGCCGCCAUCAGUAUUCCAGAGAACUGGCGUCCACGCAGUUUUAUUGCUUUGGGCUGGGCCGAGCUCCGGCCCGGUACGGUCUGGCGCAAGGUAUGCAUGAACUGUCGACGCGAUAGCAACCACUGUCGCGCCUCCAUUGCCGCCCCUUACUCGGCGUGUGGUCGAUGCACAGCCCUGGGUCUUGAUUGUGUCGAUCAUCAGGGCACUGCGUACCCCAUCUUUGACUUGUCCCAGGUUGGCUUUGGGAGCUAUCUGCCGUUUACCGCGUGUAGGCGCUGUGUGCAGAGCGGCCGAAACUGCGACAGGCAGCGACCGUGCGACUCAUGCACCAAUUAUGGCGAGGCGCAGCUUUGCGACAAUGCCUUUCUCAUUACAACAGCUGGCAAGAAUCGCAUGUCCAACUGUAUCCACGGACGUCUAACCCCCAGGCCUGGUCCACUGUACUAUCUUGCCCAUGGUUACGGUGCCAAUGGCGUCACUGAUGUCAAGGACGGCUCUCGAAUGGAACACUGGAUCGGUCCACUGGUCGAGAACUAUGUCAUGCCGUCCAUCAGUUUCCAUGUAGGCACCCUCGUCCGGGAUGUCUCACGGCAGCGCGAGUCGCUCAUCCCGCGGUCCACGCCGCCACACGCUGCACCAGGCACACUGCUGGCCAGCAGCCCAGCAAGCCAGCUGUCGGCAAAUGAUCUUGCAGUCAUGAUCAACCAAGUCUGGCCACAGUCUUACUUGAUGAACACCCUGAGCAACUUCGCAGAGGAGCAAAGACAAGCCAGAUUGAGAAAGAGAAUGGUUCAGUUCGACACCCCCGCUGGAGUAGAUGCCCCUCCCACAGCCGCCGAUAUCGCUGCGGCUCUGAAUGAGAAUCCCAACUUCGCUUCUGUGGCCAUCCGCCAAGUCGUCCAGCCAUUGCCUGUGGUGUCCCACACCUCGGAGGAAGACGAGGACGUGGAAUUCGAGGAAGGCGAGGAGGAGGAAGAAGAUGAGGACAGCGAUCAAGGUGAGCAAGGCGAUCCAAUCGAGCAAAGUAACAACCCUGAUAAUGUAUCUUUCUUACCGCAGCCAGCAGCAGCUCCUGAUCAACGGAGACCGAUCCUGCAGCAGAUUGUUCAGACAGUCGCGACUGUGGCAUCGCUCAGCCAGCCAGCGCAGGAUGCCGCUGGUGAUGCUGAUAAUACCGAUGGCACCGAUCAUGUUAUGGACAUCAAAGUACCAGAAGGCGAGCACCUCCCCAUAGAUCCCACUCUUCAGCUCUGGGAUCCUGCCACUCCAAUACCCAUCAUCCUUUCGUACCCUUCAACCCUCCGUCUUCCGUUUCGCCCGAAGACUGAUGAAAUGGAUUUUGAGAUGACUGACAUGUCGCGGAUGUCAAUCAUUUCACUUGUUUCUUUUUCGUGA
Cordyceps militaris CM01 is the source of this 2097-nucleotide messenger RNA. RefSeq lists its product as uncharacterized. The coding region runs from base 1 to 2097 and encodes 698 amino acids. The transcript has a single exon. The record is from RefSeq and is a predicted model, not a curated record. Lineage: Eukaryota; Fungi; Ascomycota; Sordariomycetes; Hypocreales; Cordycipitaceae.